AUGAUGCACGAAAGCUGGUCUCCUGCUCUACUUGCUGAUAUUUUACAAACAAUCACCAAACUUGAGAAAUCAAACAAGCUGGGGUGCACUGCCUAUGUCAGGGGUGACCUGGUGAUCAGCCCGAUAUCUGAAUCGAGUGCGUUGGUGAACGAGAGCCGAAGUUGGAAAGCUGUGGCCUACUGAUGGCGGAACCGGGGAGAGACGGCCGCUCUCCUCGCCGAAACAUUGGAGGUACAGACCCACUGAUGCCCUGCUGCCCCCCCCUGGACCGGCGGGGGUUAUCCCGAUCCAGCCCUGAGGGGCAAUCUCCCUGCCCGAGCCUCUGGGCUAGAAUCUGAUGAGCAGCAAGCAGCGGCACAGCCAGGCAAAAUGGCCGCCGCCACAUGUACUCGAGACAUAGAGAAAAACGACCUCGAAGCCAAGCUGGAUGAGCUAUUCGCCAGGUUUUGGAGAAGGAUAAUAAUCCGGGAGCUUCAGGCCAAGGCACACAAGGUCGCCACCACGGUGCCGGUGAACCCCCAGCAUGAGCGCACACCUCCACCUGUUAUCAAAGCAUGCAAACUGCGCCGGGGACGGCAAAAUAGAGGAUCCCGAAAGCCCAAGAGUCUACUACUGCUAAUGGCGGCAACCCACCCACACCAGCACCAGGCGAAACGAGACCUACCUGGGAAACAGCUGCGGCACACUGUGUCAAUCCAGGACUGGUCACGACCAAGGGAUCCCAGGCAGACUGCACCACAACUCCUCAGCCAACACCAGCAAGCAGCCUACCCUCGCCCGGGUAGAUCCUGGAGGAGACACCACUGCCGGCAGUACACUGCCUCACAUGGCCUCACACAUGCUAGCAGGUCCGCCCCAUGGGGCUCAGAUCUCGCUGUUAUGAAGACCUCCUGCAUUGUACGGAUCGGUUGGAUACACCAUAGCAGGGUAGCAGAGCAACUGGAACCCAGCGCAAGACCGCCAAGCGGCAUUGGAUGA
Messenger RNA from Pelobates cultripes (western spadefoot toad), 978 nucleotides. The record is from the annotation of a GenBank genome assembly. Lineage: Eukaryota; Metazoa; Chordata; Amphibia; Anura; Pelobatidae.